CCUGCUAGCUAACAGGCUAGGCUAGCUCGGCGGCUAGCAGCUCUCCUCAGUGUAAUUAGUUGAGACGCACCGGCUCCAUCCACAUUACGGUGCCGUUAGACCGAACCGACCCCCCUCAGACUCACAGACAGACCACCGCACAGCGCAGGGACACGCAGUACCGGCAUCCAGUGACCAAACAACUGAAGAUGAUUAAGCUCUUUUCCCUGAAGCAGCAGAAGAAAGACGAGGAAUCUGCUGGAGGAAACAGAACAGGAGCCGGGGGUAAAAAAGCCAGCGCGGCCCAGCUCCGAAUACAGAAAGACAUCAAUGAGCUGAACCUGCCAAAGACGUGUGAGAUCAACUUCCCUGACGACGAUGACCUCCUCAACUUCAGACUCAUCAUCUCACCAGACGAGGGUUUUUACAAAGGAGGAAAGUUUGUCUUCAGCUUUAAGGUAGGACAGGGUUACCCCCACGACCCCCCCAAGGUGAAGUGUGAGACGAUGGUUUAUCACCCCAACAUCGACCUGGAGGGAAACGUCUGCCUAAAUAUCUUAAGAGAGGACUGGAAGCCUGUGUUGACAAUAAACUCCAUCAUCUACGGUCUACAGUAUCUAUUUCUAGAGCCUAACCCUGAGGAUCCGUUGAACAAGGAGGCAGCGGAAGUUCUCCAGACGAACCGGCGGCUCUUUGAGCAGAACGUCCAUCGCUCUCUGAGGGGCGGCUACGUGGGCGCCACCUACUUCGAGAGGUGUCUUAAAUAACUUGGCGUCCCAUGAUCCUCCAAACUCCCCUCCACCCCUCCCCCCUUCACUCCUCACCUCCUCCUCCUCCCCCUCUGCCUCACCCUCCUCCCCCUCUCCCUCCUCAGUCCUGCUCGUUGGCAGAAGCAGGAGCUGUGGCGACAGAAAGCAGCACGCCAGAAGACGCUUUUCUGUUUUAAAACAAAAGAAGACAAAGAAACCCCACCCACCUCCCCUCCUCCUCCUCCUCCCCUCCCUCCCCCUCCUCCCAUAUUUCUCUCUGUUUUACUUCCAAGACGCAGCAUUCAACCGUUUACACGCCACAGGGGACGCCGACACAACACACACCUGACUGGACUCGAAAAGACGGCCGACCACGAGUGGCGGCCGAGGAUGAUGAUGUGAUGAUGAUGAUGAUGAUAAUGAUAAUGAUAAUGGAGGACUGAGGGACAGGAUGAGGGGGGAGGAGGAGGAGACAGGUGUGGGUGGUCAGUGAAUGUUGCUCAGGUGAGUCAGUGAUUCGGUGAACGCCACGACGCUGCUGAUGAUGAUAAUGAUGACGAUACCCACAUUUUUUUUAUUUUUUAUUUUGUGUGUGUGGCAAAGACACCUGACAUCAUACAGGUGGUAGGAAGGACACGCCCCCUCCCUCUCGCCGCCGUUUGGUCGUUCGUUACACAAA
Molecule: messenger RNA, 1407 nt
Organism: Lates calcarifer (barramundi perch)
Lineage: Eukaryota; Metazoa; Chordata; Actinopteri; Centropomidae
Gene: ube2m
Product: ubiquitin conjugating enzyme E2 M
Exons: 6
Coding region: 189-746 (185 amino acids)
Source: RefSeq, a predicted model, not a curated record